Messenger RNA from Lolium perenne, 636 nucleotides. The record is from RefSeq and is a predicted model, not a curated record. Lineage: Eukaryota; Viridiplantae; Streptophyta; Magnoliopsida; Poales; Poaceae.
CAUCCCGCCGCCACCUACCUCCCUCCACUCUUUCUCUUUUUCUCUUCUCUGUGAGGAAACGAAGGAGAGAAAACCUCACAGUACCGCACCUACCUCGCCAUGGCGCCGCCGCUGCAGACCAUCCCCCGCCGCUCCGAGGGCACCGGCGGAUGCGCCUCGUCGUCCUCUUCGUCUGGGUACAAGGAAUUGCUUCGGGAGGCCCUCAAUCGAGCACACGGUCGCCGAUUCCCCGCGACGGCAGCCGCGCUCCGGCGAGAAUUCCGGCCGCCUCCGACCUCCACCGAUCCUUCCGAGCACGUCCACGCAUUCCAGGAGCUCGACGUCGGUGAUGCUCCGGCGACCCCCUGGACUCCUCUCCGUCACCAUAUGUUUCCCCACGUUCCGCCGCAACCCGACGCCAUCUCGCCCCUCCCGGUUCGCCCCAGAACGUCGUCCUCGUGCUCGUCUGCAAGCCCCGCCAUGGUUGUUUCUUCCCAGAGCUUCCGCCUCGGUCUUGUUCAAAAGGCUGCACACCUCCUUCCAAACAACAUCAGGUGCAUCAGCCCAGAUGGUUCGUUCCUAUGUCCAGUUCGUGGAGAUUAUCGUUUAUGUUGUGCAAUUUCUACAGUUCUUGGAAGCGAAUGCUUUAAUCUUUGA